ACCGGUAGCACGUCUACAUUAGUUUCAUGCGUAACACGCGUCAUCAAUUCUCCAACUGGCUGCAGUCCUCUGUCUUCGUGCUCUUAGCUUCACAACUCACAAGCAAAACCAACAAAAAAUCUCGACCCCCUGUAACUGUAACUGUCCUGUGCUGGGGUCACAACCCAAUUCUCAUUCCCAAUCUGAGAUUCAGCUAUGGUUUCUUCAUCCAUCAUUUCUCUUCCUCUCAUCUUAUACCUCUCUUUCUUUUCCUUCUUCUUCGUCUCUCCCUCUCAAUCUCACAACAACAACAACAACAACAAGGUUUCAUUGGCCUUGUACUAUGAAAGCUUGUGCCCUUACUGCUCCAAUUUCAUCGUCAAUUACCUCCCCAAAAUCUUCACUGAUGACCUCAUCUCCAUCGUUGACCUCAACCUCGUUCCAUGGGGUAACGCCAAGCUCAGAAGUGCCACCAACUUUACCUGCCAGCAUGGCCCGAAUGAGUGCUUGCUGAACACUGUUGAAGCGUGUGCAAUUGCUGCAUGGCCUGAACUGAGCAAGCAUUUUCCUUUCAUCUAUUGUGUUGAGGAUCUGGUGUAUCAGCAUAAGUACAACGAGUGGGAGUCUUGUUUUCAGAAGCUGGGUCUGGAUUCAAGACUUAUUGACCAUUGUUAUAAUAGUGAAUUUGGUAAACAGCUUGAACUAAAUUAUGCAGCUGAAACAAAUGCUCUGCAGCCUCCUCAUACGUAUGUUCCAUGGGUAGUUGUGAAUGGACAGCCACUCUACGAGGAUUAUCAAAACUUCUUAAGCUAUGUCUGUGAGGCUUAUCAAGGCACACAUAAACCCACAAGUUGCACUAAAGCAUCAUACCUUAGUACUGUUGUGGAAGCAAUGCCCAAGCAUUCAGUUUCUGAUAUGGAAGAGUGAUGCCAACAUGGGAAAAAUAAGGUCAACAACAAUUAUGUCAUGAAUGCACAAGAUGAACCUUGGAGAUGCAAUUUAGAUGUGUCAAUCCCAGCUACUUGUGAUCUAAAAGCAGUUUGUUCCUGUUAUCAUGUUGUUAUCCCAAGAGAAGUGCAAAUAGAUGGUACUUUCUCAUAAAAUACCUGUGUGUAUAUUGUAGUUACAUGAUGGUUGUCUGUAUGUGCAAUAAAAUGUUUUUGCUAUUCCCUUGGUAUCACAGUUCUUACUAUCCCCUCACCCAGAAACGAGAAAUGGUAGUGUCUAAUUUACUCCAUGGUGUUAAAUAACUCCUUGCAAGAUGGAUGAAUAACAUUUAAAGUGACUUGAGAAUUUUA
This is a messenger RNA of Lotus japonicus, 1277 nucleotides long. RefSeq names its product gamma-interferon-responsive lysosomal thiol protein-like. Gene Ontology annotation, molecular function: oxidoreductase activity, acting on a sulfur group of donors, disulfide as acceptor. The record is from RefSeq and is a predicted model, not a curated record. NCBI's taxonomy places the organism in Eukaryota, Viridiplantae, Streptophyta, Magnoliopsida, Fabales, Fabaceae. The coding region runs from base 196 to 906 and encodes 236 amino acids. The transcript is spliced from 5 exons.